AUUUUUUAAACAGAACGCUUGGAAAGAUGCUAGUUCCAGGAUUUGAAAUCUCUUCACAUUACGUCCUCAUUUGCGGAUUAAGAUUUUGCGUCACGACACUGAGAAUAUUUGCACAGCUAGGGCUUACUGUUUGAUCGAUUCUUGCAGUUUUGAUGUUGAAGAAGUGUUUGUGGUACUGGUAUAUCUUUACCCUCAAGGUGUCAUUGGUUUUACUUGUAAUUGUUGUGUUUAUUGGAGAGUUUGGAUGUUUUCUAUGGGCUUUUUUUACUUGGAGGAUUCCUGACCAAUCCAGAGAUUCACUGAAUUUACUUCUCAUCUCUGACUCACAAAUCCCGGGAUACAAGGAAGAACCUGAAGGAAUUCAAGGAUGUAUAACACGUGUGGAUACAGACUGGUAUUUAUUCAAGGCUUUUUAUCUGGCCUUGGCAUCGUUUUCACCUGAUGCUGUUAUUCAUUUAGGUGACAUUUUAGAUGAAGGAUCAAUUGCUACAGAUGAGCAAUAUGAGGAGUAUAAGGCAAGACAUGAUAAGAUUUUCCACACCUUUGACAGAUCUGAAAGGAUCUAUGUUGCUGGGGACAAUGACAUUGGAGGUGAAUGGAGUGAUAUCCUCACAGAACAAAAAACAUUGAGAUUUCAACGACACUUUGGUCCCAUAAAUGAUGUGGUGAAACUGAAGUCUUUUCAAAUAAUUAAGAUCAAUUCAGCAAGUUUGUUAAGAAGAAAACCUUUUAGAGAGGAAAGAAAAAUCUACAAUAAAACUGUAGAUUUUAUCAAUACUCUUUCUCCAAAACUGGACAAGGAGAAGAUUUCCAUUUUAGUUGGUCAUGUUCCUAUUGACGAAAUUAGUGUAAAACAUGAUGUUCCAUUGCGCAAGUUAAUUCGAACUAUGAAACCAACUUAUGCGUUCUCAGGUCAUCUUCAUGAGCCAGCCACUGUUCAACAUGAGUUCGGAAUAUUUACCUUUACAGAAUAUGUGGUGCCUACCUGCAGCUAUCGCAUGGGAACGAAAAUGAUGGGGGCAGCCGUGGCAGUUGUAGGUAUGGUGUCAGCACCAACAAACCUCUGUCGCUAUAGUGACUUUGGGCUUGAUAAAAAUGUGCACAGAGAUGUGAGCCUUACUCAGAGGUGUUGGCUUCAAACUUUUGAUAAAGAACAAGAGUAAAAAAAUUAAUUUGGCUGAUCACUGCUAUAUUCCUUGGUAUGAGGAAGGCAUGAUUUUAAGUUGUAUCAAUAGUAUUUCAGCCAAUAUACCCUGUAUGUUUUUGAGGUGAAUCUUGUGGCUGAAGAUUAUUUCUUAAUUUCUGAAAUUUACAGGUGCAGUAUGAUUGUUUGCUAAUAUAAUAUUGUAAGUCUGUAGGUCUGAUAGGUAUUUUAAAAUAACUUUUUGCUUUACUUCAAGGUCAUCAGGCUAUGACAUAAUUAUUUGAGUUGCUUGGAAUGUAGGGGAAACCAAAGUGUGCAGUUUGACAAAAAGAAACAGAAAAUACUUGAAUUAUAUCAGAGCAAACCAAAGAGGCAGAGAAUGUUUAAGGGUGAAAAAGAUUGACA
This is a messenger RNA of Pocillopora damicornis (cauliflower coral), 1549 nucleotides long. RefSeq names its product metallophosphoesterase 1 homolog. Gene Ontology annotation, biological process: GPI anchor biosynthetic process. The record is from RefSeq and is a predicted model, not a curated record. Lineage: Eukaryota; Metazoa; Cnidaria; Anthozoa; Scleractinia; Pocilloporidae. Gene Ontology annotation, cellular component: endoplasmic reticulum. Gene Ontology annotation, molecular function: hydrolase activity.